UCGAUAUUUAGAAAAACGGAUUUAGGAACUAGUGGAACGUACGACACCCACAGCUAACAUAAACAGAGAUCAUGUUUUUGUCCAGCAUGUAGCUCAUGAUACGCUUGAGUCAACGUAACAUGGCGCACCUUCUGAUAAUCAAGCGUAUCUCUCAACUUGGAUGGCUUUUGCUGGCCAUAGUAUGCGUUUUACCCGCGUUCAGUAACGGGGAAGAAUCGGAGUACUGCCUUGCAGAGACGCCCUGCUGGCCGUCAGAUGGACGGGUCGGAGAAUUUAUGUACUCGCUAUCUGGGGGAUAUACGGAUGUACAUUAUAUUGAUCUAGCUAGUUAUUACCUAGUGAAGUACGUAAAGAAUUGGGAUUAUUGGACGUGGCCCUCCCUUGUUGUGAUCUGCAGGACUCCAGAGGAUGUCCAAAAGAGCGUUAGGUUUGCCAAGAAGUAUGGUAUCAAGAUGUCAAUGCUUUCCUCUGGCCAUGACUACAUCGGGAGAAGCACCGGCUACAUGACAGUUAUGAUCCGCAUGAACGAUAUGAACGACAUGACCGUCUUCACUGAGGAUGCUAACUCAGACACCGGUUCGUCCAUGAUUGCAGAGACGGGGGCCAACUGGGAAAAUGUUUAUGAAGAGGUUGAUAAACAUGAUCUUAUUGCAGUGGGUGGGGCGGCUCACACUGUCGCCAUGGGAGGCUGGUUUCUAGGUGGGGGGCAUUCUGCUGUAAGCAGGAAGUUAGGCUUGGGUGUCGACCAGAUUAUGUCGUACAGAAUGGUUCUUGCCGAUGGACAGUUCGCUAAUAUUUCCGCCGAAGGUGUGACAUAUGAGAAUGGAACCGUUUCUACCGACACGGAUCUGUUUUGGGCUUUACGAGGGGGUGGCGGUGGUUCGUUCGGUGUUGUAACGAGUUUCCACUUCCGACUUCACCCGAAGCCGCUUAAUGGUUUGAUCGGUUAUACGGCUGAUUAUCCGUAUUUCCUGGAGAAUGGAACUGAUGUCGGCUCACUGGUCUUGGAUAACUGGGGCAGAUUCCUCAAAAACAACAUGACUGAAAACUGGGGCGGUUACGUGAUGAUACAAAAAUAUAAUUCGAUUUCCGAAAAUAAAACCACCAAAGGACAAGUGGUGUUCUAUUUGAUUCACUAUGGAGGAGAUUUUGCUGAAGCAGUGAAUACGUUAAAACCUCUGGUUGAUUUCAUGCCCGAUGCUAGACUCAAAGAGGUAGAAUGGAAGAAUUACACUAGUUUUUGGGACUACAACAAAUUGAAUGCAGAUGAUUUGGCGAGUGCUACUUAUAUCGUUAACCGUUUGAUACAACCUGCUGAUCUUGAAGGGUCAGAAGGGAACCUGUCGCCAAUGGCGCAAUUCUUCAAAGGCGAAUUUGAUGCGUAUCCCGACUUACCAGAUGAUCGUUUCAUCCAUUGUACCGCCACACACAUUGGGAAGAAGACAUCUUUACCAGCUGCAGAUGCUACGGCCGUUAAUCCCGCCUUCCGGACAGCUCUCUUAUCUUUGUCAUGUGGCAAUGGCGGAUGGGUAAACAUCACUGGACAUAUCGAUACCCCAAUGAAAGUCCAUUUGAAAGGCGUAAUGAGAGACUUCGCCAAAGAACUGUAUACGAUUGGAGAGGGUGUUUAUCUAAACGAACCAGAUUCUGAGCUUACUGAUUGGAAAACGGACUACUGGGGGAACAACUACGGACGCCUGUUGGAGGCCAAACGGAAGUAUGACCCCGAAAGGUAUUUUACUUGCUUACACUGUGUGGGAUCUGACUUGCCCUACACUGGCACCGAUGGAACCGAUGACUCGACAAGCCUCUCUUCAACUCCAUGUGUAUGGGUCCUGUUAGCAUAUACAGCUUGCUAUUUUUGUAGAAAGUAAUCGUGUUAGAUCGAGAGCUUUUUAAUUUGUAUUUUUGCCGCAUGGUGCACUGAUGUUAUUUAUAUAACUCAAGACUUGUUUGUAUAUAACUGGAGAAGUGGUAUUAUGAAAUACCUCAUAUCGAGAAGCCAUUCAAGAAAGAUGUUGUGUCAGAAUCAUAUACGAAGCAAGAUGAUAAAAUAUAUAGAUUAGCAAUAAUACCGCGUCUCAACGUAUUACCUGGUGUCUGUGCAACAAGAUUGCAUGUUUUCCAUUUAAAUUAGAUAGCCUACCUACUACGAUCUUUGUAUUUUGUUUUCACCAUGAUUUAACUCAUUUCUCGACCUCCAUCGAUCGUACGUAUGUAGUUUGCGCAUGAUUUUUUAAUUCAAAGAUGUAAUUAUAGUAUUUACCCAGUAUCAUCACGAAUCGCUAUAGUGCAUACUGCAACUUUUUUGUGAAUUCCUCGCUUCAGAGCGAUGUUUCUGUAACAAAAGCGAUGAACUAAAACAGUGAAUUCAUCGCUUCGUGAUGGUGUUAGAUGAAUAGUAAUAACAUUUUUUGAACUAGAGAUUAUGCGCUAACUGCACGCAUGUACGAUUAUUUAUGGUGGAGGAAAUCUUUCAAGAAAUGGGUUUGAUUGGAGAAAACAUAGUGUAUUUCGAAAAUUUAAAAAAUAGGAACAGGAAGACACACACAACCAAGUUCCAAACCUGUAAAUUAAAGGUUAUGUUAAUAUAUAUAUAUGUAAAUAUG
Messenger RNA from Owenia fusiformis, 2609 nucleotides. NCBI's taxonomy places the organism in Eukaryota, Metazoa, Annelida, Polychaeta, Sabellida, Oweniidae. The record is from the annotation of a GenBank genome assembly.